Messenger RNA from Vicia faba (fava bean), 696 nucleotides. The record is from the annotation of a GenBank genome assembly. NCBI's taxonomy places the organism in Eukaryota, Viridiplantae, Streptophyta, Magnoliopsida, Fabales, Fabaceae.
AUGGCGGCAUCAUCGAAAUCCAAUGUUAUAGAAAGAAGAAGAAAAGUGGCGGCUGCAACCAAAUCGAAUCCACCAAAAAGAAGAAAGACGGCGGCACCGGCAACGGCAACAGCGAAAGCAAAAAACCCAGAGAAAAGAAGAAUAACAAAAAGUACGGCAACAUGUUCAUGUUUACCGGAUGAUUUAUGGGAGUUGAUCUUCAAAUCUCUGAACAGCGACAACCUCAAUUUCAAGUCUCUCUCGGCUGUCUCGAAACAGUUUCUCUCUAUCACCAACCGUAUGCGAAUCUCCCUCACAGUCACCGAUGAAACCAUACCUUAUCUUCCUCGACUCCUCCACCGCUUCCCUAACCUCACAUCCGUCGACCUCACUCGCUUAUCCCAAGCACGUGAUCUCGGCGCCAUUCUUACACAAAUCUCCACCUUCUCCUUUGAUCUGCGUGCAUUGUCAUGCAACAGCUUCGCUGCAAAUGGAUUACUAGCUUUGUCUAAAACCAUGAAAAAUUUGACAUCUUUCUCAUUUACCCCUCUCACUCCCUUUACUCGAAGAAUGAGUAUUAUCAAGAAGAAUGACCUUUUAUUCAUAGUUGAUUGUUUCCCUUUACUCGAAAAACUCAUUCUCACUUAUUCCAAUGAUUAUCCCAUUGAGGAAUUCUCCAAGAUUGAUUUUUUUGAUCAGGCUGUUUUUCUUGAAUAG